Molecule: messenger RNA, 378 nt
Organism: Entrophospora candida
Lineage: Eukaryota; Fungi; Glomeromycota; Glomeromycetes; Entrophosporales; Entrophosporaceae
Source: the annotation of a GenBank genome assembly
GCAGUAGAACAAUGGAAAAAUGGCUCCAUGAAUCGUAAAAUUUUAACAAGAUCUGAUUACAAUGAUAUAAAAACUACAUUACAAGGCUCAAACACCCAAAAAAAUGCUAACCAAAGAUAUAACAUCAGAAACAAAUUUGUUCUCCAAAAAAUUGGAGAUAAUGAAAUUGUUAUGUGUAUAUGUAAAAAUCAGACAAAAAAAAAUGAUGAUAAUUUAAAACCGUUAUUAGUAAAAGAGGAGCUUUACCAAGUAUUUUGUGGAGUUAAACAAGACCUAAUUGAGUUAUUGGUCAAAAGGUGCCCUACUUGUUCUAGCAGAAAUAACAUUAGACAAUUAACAGUUGCUGGAAAACCAGCAAGAGUAGCCUAUACUUGUUAA